CGUCAUGGACAAGAUCCUGGAGGCGGUGGUGACAUCUUCUUACCCGGCCAGCGUGAAGCAGGGGCUGGUGAGACGCGUGCUGGAGGCGGCGGCCCGGCAGCCGCUGGAGCGCGAGCAGUGCCUGGCGCUGCUGGCCCUGGGCGUCCGCCUCUACGUGGGCGGCACGGACGAGCUGCGACGUCGCGUGGGCUGCCAGCUGCUGCACGUGGCGGGCCGCCACCACCCCGCCGCCUUCGCCGAGUUCUUCUGCGCCCGCCGCGUGCUGCGCCUCCUGCAAGCAGGCCCGGGGCCGCCGGCCGCCCGCGCGCUGGCCUGCGUGCAGCUGGGCUUGCAACUGCUGCCCCCGGGGCCCGCGGCCGACGAACUGGCGGCCCUGCUGCAGCGCGAGGUGCUGCGCACCGUGUGCGAGCGCCCGGGGCCCGCCACUUGCGCCCAAGUGGCGCGGCUGCUGAUGCGGCACCCGCAGUGCGUGCCCGAGGGCCCGCAGCGCCUGCUCUUGUGCCGCCAGUUGGUGCGCUGCCUGGGCUGCUUCCGCUGCCCGGCCGAGGGCGAGGCGGGCGCCGUGGAGUUCCUGGAGCAAGCCCAGCAGGUGAGCGCCCUCCUGGCGCAGCUCUGGCGCUCUCAGCCCGCUGCGGUCCUGCCCUGCCUCCGGGAGCUGUUCGCUGUCAUCUCGGCCGCAGAGGAGGAGCCCCCAUCCAGCGCUUUGGCCAGUAUGGUCCAGCACUUGCCCUUGGAGCUCAUGGACAGUGUCGUUCGAAACCUCAGCAAUGAUGACAGCGUGACGGAUUCCCAGAUGCUGAUGGCCAUCAGCAGGAUGAUUGACUGGGUGUCUUGGCCCCUGGGGAAGAACAUCGACAAGUGGAUCAUCGCGCUGCUUAAGGGCCUGGCUGCAGUGAAGAAGUUCAGCAUCCUUAUAGAGGUCUCACUGGCCAAAAUCGAGAAGGUUUUUUCCAAGCUUCUGUACCCAAUCGUCCGCGGAGCUGCUUUGUCUGUCCUCAAGUACAUGCUCCUGACGUUCCAGCAUUCCCAUGAGGCCUUCCACCUGCUGCUCCCGCACCUCCCCACCAUGGUGGCCUCUUUACUCAAGGAAGGCUCCAACUCAGGGAGCAGCUGCCUGGAGCAGCUGGUGGAGUUGGUACACUGCAUGGUGUUCCGCUUUCCUGGCUUCCCGGACCUGUACGCACCUGUCAUGGAGGCCAUCAAGGACCUCCACAUUCCGAGUGAGGAGCGCAUCAAGCAGCUGCUGGGACAAGAUGCCUGGACCUCCCAGAAGAGCGAGCUGGCGGGCUUCUAUCCUCGACUCAUGGCCAAGUCAGAUACGGGCAAGAUCGGUCUAAUCAAUCUAGGCAACACCUGCUACGUGAACAGCAUCCUGCAGGCCUUGUUCAUGGCUUCUGACUUCCGCCACUGCGUGCUCCGUUUGACUGAGAACAACUCGCAGCCACUGAUGACUAAGCUGCAGUGGCUCUUUGCCUUCCUGGAGCACAGCCAGAGGCCAGCCAUUUCCCCAGAGAACUUCCUCUCUGCGUCCUGGACCCCCUGGUUCAGCCCUGGCACCCAGCAAGACUGCUCCGAGUACCUCAAGUACCUGCUAGAUCGGCUGCACGAGGAGGAGAAAACCGGGGCUAGGAUCCGCCAAAAGCUCCAUCAGGGCAGCUCUCCGGGCCCACCCAAGGAGUGCCCCCUUCCCACGGACACGUCGGUGGAGAAGAUGUUCGGGGGCAAGAUUGUGACGAGAAUCCGCUGCCUGCGCUGCCUCAAUGUCUCCUCCAGGGAGGAAGCCUUCACGGACCUGUCCCUGGCCUUUCCCCCGCCGGAGCGCGGUCCCGGUCCCCGCCGCCGCCGCCUGGGCUCCGCAGGGCUCCCUGCGCAGGAGGCUGGAGCCCAAGACCCUUCAACGGUGGCAGCAGCUCCACGACAGCGGAAACAAUGCAUCACCGGGGAGGCACCCCCCUGCCUCCUGGACCUUCGGGGCCUGUGUCCUCCCUGGGAGGCUGGGGGUCAGAGUGAUGGGGAGAGGGAAGCAGGAGAGGACGAGCCUCUGGAAAGGCAGGAGGAAGGGGAGGCGCAGGAGGAGGCGAAAGAGGACCAGGAGCAGGAGCCAAAGGAGAAAGAAGAGCAGGGUGAAAAGGAGGAGAGGGAGCAGGAGAAGGAAGUGCAAGAGGAAAAGGAGGCGGAGGCCCCCGGGGCACGGCCGGGCAGCCCCAACGGCCCCCGCUCGGUGCUGGACUUGCUCAACUACUUCCUGUGCCCGGAGAAGCUGACCAACGACAACCGCUACUUCUGCGAGCCGUGCGCGUCGCUGCAGGACGCCGAGCGCGCCGUGGAGCUGAGCCGCGGCCCGCGCUACCUCAUCCUCACGCUGCUGCGCUUCGCCUUCGACCUGCGCACCCGGCGGCGCCGCAAGAUCCUGGACGACGUGUCGCUGCCCCUGCUGCUCCGCCUGCCGCUGGCCGGGGGCGACGCGCGCGCCUACGACCUGUGCAGCGUGGUGGUGCACUCGGGCCUGUCCUCCGAGAGCGGCCACUACUACUGCUACGCGCGCGACGGCGCCCCCCGGCCCGCGCCGCAGUGGUACCUGUUCAACGACACGCGCGUGUCCUUCUCCUCCUUCGAGUCCGUCAGCAACGUCACCUCCUUCUUCCCCAAGGACACGGCCUACGUGCUCUUCUACCGACAGCGGCCGCCCCCCGACGGCGACGGCGACGGCGACGCCGAGGGGCCUGGCCCGGGCACCCCGAGGGCGCGCGCGGAGCCCGCGCUGCACAGAGACCUGAUGGAGGCCAUCUCCAGGGACAACGCUCUGUACCUGCAGGAGCAGGAGCAGGAAGCGCGCAGCCGGGUGGCCCACAUCACAGCGCCGCCCUCCCCGCCGCCCUGGGGUCGGGGCUUCGAUGAGGAUAAGGAUGAGGACGAGGGUCCCCCUGGGGGCUGCAAUCCUGCUGGGGGUGGUGGCGGUGGAGACUAUCACAGACUGGUCUUCUAGAGGGACAGAGGCUGUUGUGUGUUCUGAGGCCAGAGGCUGGGCACUGCCCAGCGGUGCAGGCAGAGAGGGAUGGACACCAGCGCCCGCGUGGCCUACCUACUCUUGGCCACUCCGUUGACUCUGCCUAUGUGUGCCUGA
Molecule: messenger RNA, 3124 nt
Organism: Suncus etruscus (white-toothed pygmy shrew)
Lineage: Eukaryota; Metazoa; Chordata; Mammalia; Eulipotyphla; Soricidae
Gene: USP35
Product: ubiquitin specific peptidase 35
Exons: 10
Coding region: 5-2986 (993 amino acids)
Biological process (GO): protein deubiquitination
Cellular component (GO): cytosol; nucleus
Molecular function (GO): cysteine-type deubiquitinase activity; cysteine-type endopeptidase activity
Source: RefSeq, a predicted model, not a curated record